GAGCGGCUGCGCUUCAGACUCAGCGAGAGGAUCAUGGCGGAUGGCCCCAGGUGUAAGCGCAGAAAACAGGCGAACCCGAAGAGGAGCAGCGUAACAGAAUUCAACAAUGGCUUGGAGGCCAGUUCAGACUCAGAUGACGAGGACAAGCUACACAUCGUGGAAGAUGAAAGUCUGCAGGACCCCGAGGUCGCCAACGCCGAGGGGGGCACGCCGGAGGACAGCCAUGACGCCACCACAACAGUAUUAUCGCUCAACGGCUCCCUGAACGGAGUGAAGGAGGAGUGUGUGUCGGAAGAAGAGGAGGAGGUGGUGAAGGAGAUUCUCCAGCAGGGAGACACAGCCGUCAUCUACCCCGAAGCCCACGAUGAGCAGAGUCCAGCAGAGACGGGAGGUGCAGAUGAAAAUGGCACCCCCGCCUUACACAUUUGCCCCUACUGCUCGCGGGGCUACAAGCGCAACGCCUCGCUGAAGGAUCACAUCAAGUACCGCCACGAGACCAGCGACGACAACUACAGCUGCUCGCACUGCAGCUACACCUUCACGUACCGCUCACAACUGGAGAGGCACAUGACCCACCACAAGAGCAACAGGGAGCAGCGUCACGUUUCCCAGCCGUCAGGAGGACCGGCUGGUUUCCGCAAAUUCAAGUGUAACGAAUGUGCCAAGGCCUUCAAGUACAAGCACCACCUGAAGGAGCACCUGCGCAUUCACAGCGGUGAGAAACCGUACGAGUGCUCAAACUGCAAGAAGCGAUUCUCUCACUCAGGCUCCUACAGCUCCCACAUCAGCAGUAAGAAGUGUGUGGGUACUGCGCAACCCAAUGGUGUCCCUCGAACAUUGAUGAAAGCCCCUCCCCCUCCCUCCCAGACCACGCCGGUCGUAAUAGCUCCAGCACGCAUGAUUCUUAAAGAGAAGACUGACAGCAAACCCCUGCAGGAGCAGAUUCCCGUCACCCAGAUCAAAUCUGAACCUGUGGAAUACGCCUGCAAGCCUGUGAUGGCUGCAACCACCACUUCAUCCGCCACCAACGGCGUGGUGAACGGCGGCUCGACGCAGCCGGCCGUGGUUCAGGCUGCGACCCUGCCUCAGGGCGUGGCCAUGGUCUUACCCACGGUCGGCCUGAUGUCGCCCAUCAGCAUCAACCUGAGCGACUUACAGAAUGUGCUGAAGGUGGCGAUGGACGGGAAUGUGCUCAGGCAGGUGCUAGGCUCAGCGAACGGCGUGGUGACGCAAGGGAAGCAGGGAAUUGUAGUCCAGCAGCCGCAGCAGCAGAUCAUCAGUCUGCCGGCCUUCGUGGAUCACGACGGCACCACAAAGAUCAUCAUCAACUACAGCAUCAACCCUGCAACCGCUACCACUGCCACGACCCAGCCUGCAGCGCUUGUUGCCAAAAACAAUCCUUUCCCCUCUCCUCCUACUGUCACCACUGCUGCAGCCCCCACCCCCAGCAAAACAGACAAACCCCCGACCCCAGAGGUGGCAGACCUCUCGCGCGUGAAGGCGGAGCCAGAAUCGAUGGCCAUCACGGAGUCAGACGCGGUCACACAAACGGAAAAGAAAACCGCUCGGACUUCAGACUCUCAGGCGGCUCACAUGCCAAAAGUGAACAGCUCCAGUACGUGUUUACUCUGCGACGACUGUCCCGAACUGGAGGCGCUGCACCUUAUUCAGCACCGCAAAGCGGCCAAUGGGGAGGCGGUGGACUCGGCCGCUUUGGACCCCUCCUUCGCCGACCUGUUGAGCGAGGCUGGGGUGACUCUGGAGGAUCAGCCUGUAGACGACCCCCUCUCUCUCCUCAAGGGUUACUUUGCCUCGCACGCCAAGCCCAGCGAGGAGGAGCUGGCUAAGAUCGCGGAGUCCGUCAGUAUUCCUGUUGACGUGGUCAGAAGGUGGUUCGCCAAGAUGAACUCUGGGGGAAAAAAUGCGCAGCAACACCGCAACAAUGCCACAGCGGCGUCCAAAAAGAAUUCCAGUUCAAAGGACGCCUUGAAGGAGAAUGGAGAGUCCGAGGGUGAAAGUACCCGUUUAACAUCCAACAGAGCGUCUUCACAAUCCAGCAGCGCGUCUUCCUCAGACUCCUCGCCACUCAACCUCAACAACGGCGACCUCGUCAUCGUGAAGAGCGAGCCAGAAGACCCGGAGCCUAUCGACUCGCAGGCGGAGCCGCUCGACCUCUCCGUUCCCAAACACAUCGCAGCUGCGUUAGACGCCAACGUGCCCCCGGUGAAGCAGCAGGAGCAGCCCCUGAACCUGACCUGCCUGAGGAAGGAGCAGUACGAAGGGCGGACCAUCUACGUCGCCACGUCGCAGGCCGCCAGACCCGUCAACAUCGUGAGCGCGGCGCAGCUCCCAACGUUGGUGGCGAUCGCGGGACAGGGAACGAUGAGCUGUCUGAGCACCAUCAACUCCACGACCAAGCGCACCAUCCUCAUCCCCCAGCUCACCUACACCUACGCCUCUACAGCCGGCAACGCCACCGGAGUGAAGACUGUGGUGCUCAACGGUCACACGCAGGAGAAGCAGCAGCCGCAGCAGCAGCAGCAGCUGGACACCGGCUCAGACUGCGUAGCCCCGGCGGAGGAGGACAUGGACCCGGAUACAAGUGUGCUGGCUAAGAAGCCCCGGCUUGAAAAGGGCGUCUACCCCUGUGAUCUCUGCUCCAAGGUUUUCCAGAAGGGCAGCUCCCUGAUCAGGCACAAAUACGAACACACAGGAAAACGUCCCCACGAGUGCCCGGUUUGCAAGAAGGCCUUCAAACACAAACACCACCUGAUCGAACACUCGAGGCUGCACUCCGGCGAGAAACCUUACCAGUGUGACAAGUGCGGGAAGCGUUUCUCUCACUCGGGCUCGUACUCCCAGCACAUGAACCACCGCUACUCCUACUGCAAGAACGACGGGUCGAAACCAGACCCCCGCCCUCGCAGGCCCCACGUGGAGCUCAGCGGCCACGAGGCUGGACUGCAGUCAGACAGCCGGACCACCACCCCACCCUCCCAGCUGGACUCAGACGAGAGGGAGAGCGAGGAAGACGACGACGACGAGGCCAUGUGCAUGGACGACAUCCGGGUCAUUCAGGUGGAUGACGGCGAGUGCGAGAUCUACGAGGGGAACUUUGAGGACGAUGACGAGGAGGAGGAGGAGGAGGAGGAGGAGGAGGAAGAGGAGAUGGAUGAAGAGUCGAUAAGAAGAGCGGCGGCCAUGGACUUAGCUUGUGAUGUUGUAGAGGUGGAGCUGCAGGAAGAUCACGUGGUGGAGGAAGAGACGGGGGGGAAAAGUGAAGGAAAGGGAGUAGCAAGUGCAAAUAAAGAAAAACUGGCAAACUGUGAACCAGACUCUGAAAAAAGAGUCGGGGAGGGGUCAGAGAGUUCUGAACCCGCUGUGGACUUGAGGACAAACAUCAAGAAACCUGUAGAGGUCAAGGCGACAAAGAUCGCUGAGCCUGCAGAGGCCAUGGCGACAGACGGCGCCAAGUCGACAGAGGCCAUGGCGACAGACGGCGCCAAGUCGACAGAGGACAUGGAAACAAAUGUCCCUGAGGACAUUGCGACAAACGGCGCUGAGUCUACAGAGGACAUGGCGACAAACGGCGCUGAGUCUACAGAGGACAUGGCGACAAACGGCGCUGAGUCUACAGAGGACAUGGCGACAGACAGCGCUGAGGACUUGACGACAAACAUCGCUGAGGCCACUGAGGUCAUGGCGACAAACGGUGCAGAGCCAACAGAGGACAUGGCGACAAACAGCGCUGAGGACUUGACGACAAACAUCGCUAAGGCCACUGAGGUCAUGGCGACAGACGGCGUUGAGUCUACAGAGGACAUGGCGACAAACAUCGUUGAGUCUACAGAGGACAUGGCGACAAACGGCGCCGAGCCUACAGAGGAAGCUACCACAGACAGUGGUGAACCCACAGAGGAAGAGGCAACUGAUGUAACCCAACCAACAGAAAAAGUCCUGAAAGACGUCGUCAAACCUCCAGCAGCAGCAGCAGCGGAGGAGAGGAGGAGGAGGAGGAGGAGGAGGCUACAGAUAUCACCCAACCUACAGAGGAAGUGACAUCAGACUGCGCCAAACCUACAGAUGAAGUAAUGACUGAUGGCACCGAACCCGCAGAGGAAAUGGCGCCAGACCGCGCUGAGCCCACGGAGAAAGUCACAGACGUUGGCCAACCCACAGAGAAAGUGUUGAAAGACUGCGCCGAGCCCUCGGAUGAAGUGACGACAGAUAGCGCUCAACCUACAGAAGAAGUGACGACAGACGCCAAAUAAACGAAGGAAAAUCUGUCCGGGGGACAGUUUGAAUCCGUAACUCACUGAAGUCGAGUUAUCCGAGACAAAACCGCAGAGAGGUCGUGAAGCGGCGGCGGUUGCCUGAUCUUAACGGUCCACUACUGUGUACAAAAACCCAGGUGUGCCUGAACUUGAAAACAGGAAAAAACAAAGACUUUUUUUUUUUCUUGUGGAAAAUGAAAUAUCAGUGUUGAAAUUGUUUAUAGAAGUACAGAUUUUAACUCACCCAUCAACUUGUUAGACUUGUUACUGAGACAUCCCAGGUUGUUUUUAUUGUUUUGUUUGUUUUCAUUUGGUCAGUGUUACUAAUCUCUUGACAUUUUAACCUGUAAAGUUGAGGAAGAUUUCUAUACCUUUUUAUUGCAAAUGAAGUUUCCUAAAUCAGUAUUUUAUUGAGUUCUACGAACAAAAACCUCUGCACUACAGUAUUCCUGGUUUACCUACGGAUACAUGCCUCAUGCAUCGUAUGCCCUUCAGUGUUAUAAAACGUACACUAGCUAGCCAGGUGUCGUUCAUGUGCGUGUUAGUUUGCUAGUUAGCGUUAGCUUUGUUUUCAGUUUGACUGUUAGCCUUAAAGAAAACAAAGUAAUCUUGGGGGCGG
This is a messenger RNA of Labrus bergylta (ballan wrasse), 4893 nucleotides long. RefSeq names its product zinc finger E-box binding homeobox 1a (gene zeb1a). NCBI's taxonomy places the organism in Eukaryota, Metazoa, Chordata, Actinopteri, Labriformes, Labridae. The record is from RefSeq and is a predicted model, not a curated record.